Messenger RNA from Closterium sp. NIES-67, 2827 nucleotides. NCBI's taxonomy places the organism in Eukaryota, Viridiplantae, Streptophyta, Zygnematophyceae, Desmidiales, Closteriaceae. The record is from the annotation of a GenBank genome assembly.
AGGUCAGAUUCCCGCGUCAGAUUCCCAGGUCACAUUCCCAGGUCAGAUACCCAGGUCAGAGACUCCCAUGUCAGAUUCCAAGUCAGAUUCCCAAGUCAGAUCCAAGCAGCACAGAGACGACAGGGAUCAGAGAGAGUGACAGUGAAGGGAGUGUGGAGGGUGCGAGUGUGGUUAAAGCAGAGGGCGCAGUAGCUGACGUGGAGGAGGGGGUGAUGGACGCAGGAGGGGCAGUGUUCUUUGUCCCGCAGCGGCCCCGAAUGCCCCCCCUUCCGGUCUCCAUUCGCCGAAUGGAGAGAAUAGGGGAGUGACUUACCUCACCAGAAAUCAUUGUUGGUGGUGGCCAUGAUAGCCAGGAUGGUGGUGGCAGGGGUGAGGCGAGAGUGGUGCUGGGGAGUGGGGAUUGGUGCAGCUGGAGCAGGAAGGAGUAGGGUGGUGGUGGCACGUGCCACAGGUAGCAUGUGGACUAUGGAGAGAAUAGGCGACUGAUUUAUAGGUGCCACACCUACGAUGGCUGGUGAUGCGCAUCGUAGCGGGGAUGGUAGUGGUAGUGAGGAGGAGAGGUUGAUGGUAUUGGUUGGAGAUGAGAAUGCUGAGGUGGGAAGGAGAAGGGUGGUGCGGUGGGUGGUACGUGCAACAGGUGUGUGGAACCCAAAGAAGAUAGGCGAGUAACAGUAUACUGUACUUGGUGGGAGGAGGUAGACUCAUUUGCGAUUCAUUAUUGGAGGCUGGUUCUGAAUGAUGCCGAAAGCAAUGGUGAUGGUGUUGAUGAAUCUGAAUGUGUCAUUGCCAUAGAUAGAUGGGGUUCAGAAAUAAUAUGCUCUUACAAAAUUACGGACACUAUUUCCCUGUAACUCUCCUCAUAACGGGUACGCAAUCCGCCUGAAACCUGUUCCGAAUUCCCUUGGUGCGUCUAGGAGACCUGCGGCUCGAUAAGUGAGUGGAGUGGAGCACACCUGAAAUAACCACCCACGAGCAAACAACGCGGCACGGAAGCACCAGCCCCAUCAGGUGAGGUCAGGUCACUCGCUCGCCCUGCAACUCGCAGCAGCAGGCAGGGCCCAAGCCAGACUCAUCCUUCCCCUUACCUCCCGCAUAAAACCACUCCCUCGGCUAUUCCUCUCUCACAGCAAGCAAGUGGCUUUCCCAGCGCACAAAAGUCAGAUCAGAAACCAGUCAGAUUUCCAGUGACGAUCUCCAUACAGCUUGAGUGUAUAUAGCAGCUUCGUUCUCGAUACCCGUCCCUCCCAGCGCGUGAGAAUGGCCAGAGCCGCGCUUCUCGCGCUCUCCCUGGCGCUGCUCGUCGCCGUCGCGCGCGCCGGCAGCCCCAUCACGAGCUCGUCCGCCAACGAGAAGCCCGACCUGAGCAGCAAGAAGGACGACGGGCUCAUGACCGAAAUCCCCGCCGCGAUCGCGAAGGCUGCUGCGUCAGGCGACGCGGCCGGUGUUACCUACGUCGAUACCGCUCAGGAUACGUUUUUCAUGGCUGACGUGAAGAAAGCGGGGUGGAACGCGCAAAAGUGCCCGCCCGGUUUGAACAAGGAGCUGGCGGGAGCGUGCACGCCCAAGAACUGCUCCAAGGGCGGAAUCGCCGCCAAGUGGAAGACCGCCUACCUGCAGAAGAACAAGCUCGGUUACGAGCUGUACGUGCCGGGUAACCCGCUGACGCUGCUCAAGGCGAACCCCGCGUCGUGCUGCAACACGUGCGCCUCGACGCCCCUGUGCACGUACUGGCAGUACAUCCCCGAUAUCACGAUUGACGGAAAGAAGGGCAAGGGCGCGUGCUACCUGAUUCACGACCAGAUUGACUUCACGUGCGGAGAGAUGACCGCGCAGUACAGCACGGAGACGAAGCCCGUGCCCCUGCAGGUGCGCAUCGGCGGCGAGUGCAACCCCGCGGCGAAGAUCCUCAACGACCCGCAUCUGGUGGGCGCGCACGGCACGCACUUCGACUUCAACGGCCGCCCCGACAAGGCCUUCUGCCUGCUCACCGACCGCGACCUCCACGUGAACAUGCUCCUCCGCGGUUACUACGACGAGAGGACCGACAACGCGGCGCUGGUCGUCGACGGCAAGGCAGUGCACACGUGGAUCAAGGAGCUCGGCAUCGUGUGGACUGCCGGCGGCGUGGACCACAAGAUUCGGCUGGCGGCGCGCGGCGGCAAGCAGCAGGAGCGCGGCGAGGGAUUCAUGAAGAGCAUCGAGAUCGACGGCGAGGAGAUCCCUCGCAUGCAGGUCGGCGACAGCGUUACCGGCGCCGGCGGGCUCAAGGUCGAAUUCCGCGGGCUCGAGAAGGAGGGACCGUUCGAUGUCGAUUACUACCUGCUCACGAUCGACGGCCUGGUUUCGCUCGACCUCCGCCUGCGCGUGGCUCACCCCAAGCUGCAAACCCCGACCGACGCCGAGGCGCACAUCAAUGUGGGAAUUGCGGAGCUGGAGCACACGGAGGAGAUUCACGGCGUGCUCGGACAGACGUAUCGCGCGGAUCACUCGCAGCGCGCCGCGGACUUCCAGCGCCUGAUCGCGAGCCUGCACCGUCCGAUCUCCGCCGAUGGCGCGGAGGGCAAGGGCUUCCUUGAUGGCACACCCAGGUCGUACGAGGCGAGCGAUGUGCUUGCUGUGGAUUGCGCUUAUACCGCGUACGGCCGCGCCAGACAAGUCAUGCCCGUGCAGCCGUAAGUGCUGGUUCGGUGACUCCACAUGUAUUGUACAGUGGGCUGAACGUAUACUUAGGUAGCAUACAUCCAUAGGACUAAUAUUAGUGGGCUGAUUCUCCCAAAUGUAUUGGAUUUAUUUCUGCCAAACCACUCUUCAUACGGUUUUGACCUUU